AUGUAUAUCGAUUUGUCGCAGCGUUACCAAUACUUUGUGCGUCGCAAAAGAAAAAUAAGAAAUAUUGCAUAAAAUAGCUAUGGAAAGCACGCAAUCACAUGUAACAAUUACAAAUACUGCAGCAUCUGCAAGUGUUCAAACCACCAUGGCGCCUGUAGUUGCUUCGCACGCAGUAGACGUCCCUGCCACUGUCAGUGUGUCAUCGACAUCUGUCAACACUUGCGCAGCCCCAGCAACACCAACAAUAUCGACUGCAACAACAACAACAACAACGCCUUCGAGUAAAACUCCUAUUCACAAUUUGCCGAUAGAGUUGCUACAAAACGACGCAGCAAAGCGUCGAAGUUCCUCGCGUACAAUCAAACGAAAACGCUUCGACGACGAAAUUGUGGAAUACAAUCUUACAAUACCAACGAGCCGCGGCGGUGCUGAUGCUAACCGCUCCAAUCGACCGCGCACAACAUCGCAAAACCAUCCUGGAAUUGUGACUACGCCAACUUUACUGCAAUCGCCCUCUCCAACAGUUGUUGCUGUUACAGCAGCAGAAACGCCUCAGACUCCGGGUGCAGCAGUGGAAACGCUACCUGGCACCCCGACUUUAGUCACUGCUGCAGCUCCUGUGACGCCUUUAACGCCAGCAGCGCCCACGUUGCCGGUGCCCACAAUUAACACUCCUGUGCAGCAACCGCAGCCGAAGCCAAAGCCUGUUAUGGAGCGUGCUCCAGCCACUGAACGUCGUCCGCGGCCCUCGCGUCCAGCCAGCAACAAAAAGCCACGACGCAAUGGACGCCCGCUGGCACAGAUGGCUACCAAGGAUUUGGGUCGCUGGAAGCCAAUUGAUGACCUGGCGCUUGUUAUUGGCAUACAGCAAACAAAUGAUCUACGCAUGAUUCAUCGCGGUGUCAAGUUCUCCUGUAAAUUUACCCUGCAGGAGCUGCAGCAGCGCUGGUAUGCCCUGCUGUAUGAACCAGCCGUGUCGCGGAUUGCCGUGUCCGCCAUGCGUAAUCUGCAUCCAGAGAUGGUGGAGUCCGUACAGCGCAAGGCGUUAUACAGCGUGCAGGAGGAAGAUCUGCUGGGCACCAUUAAGAGUACGGAGACGCCAAAGCUGGAGCAGUUCCAGGAGUUGCUUGACAAGAACGCCGGCGUUUUCUAUUGUGCACGUACUGCCAAAUCGUUGCAUAAUCACUGGCUGCUGCUCAAGCAGUACUGCCUGCUGCCGGACCAAACGGUCAAGCCGCUGCAGGGUUCGGAUCAGCCACUCAGCUUUUCAGAUGCAGAGGAUCAGCUUUUCGAUCAGGAUCUGCACGAGCCGCGCGAUGAGGCAUUGGAAAUUGAAUUGACGCUGGCCGAUCGCCGCAAUAAGCGCGAUAUACGUCUGCUGGAGAACGAACUGUCACGUUGGGGCGUGCUGGUUGACUCAGUUUUGGGACCCACGGCAGCCAGCGAAUUUGAUAAUCAAACGCUUGCCUGCCUUUGUGGACGCCUGGUGCGUUAUCUAAUGCGCUCCAAGGAGAUAACAUUUGGUCGCGAGGCCAAGGAGUGCGGUGUGGAUGUUGAUCUGUCCUUGGAGGGACCCGCUGCAAAGAUUUCGCGUCGCCAGGGCACGAUUAAAAUGCGCAGCAACGGCGACUUCUUCAUUGCCAAUGAAGGUAAGCGAGCUAUUUUCAUUGAUGGAACUCCGCUGCUGAAUGGAAACAAGACGCGACUCGCCCACAAUUGCACUGUGGAAAUCUCCGGACUGCGCUUUACAUUUCUGGUUAACUAUGAGCUAAUCAAUGCCAUACGACAGGAGAGCGCCAAGACAUCGAAUCAUUUAAAUUAAGCCUAGCCUAGUGUACAUUUUAAAACAACAGCAGCUGUCCCUCUCAAGGUAGGUCGCUGUUAUGUAUUUCUAUUCUUAAUAUCCAAUAAGAAACAAGUUCUGGAAUUAUAUGACAUAAACAAUGGCAUAAACGA
Messenger RNA from Drosophila montana, 1956 nucleotides. RefSeq names its product microspherule protein Rcd5 (gene Rcd5). The transcript is spliced from 3 exons. Bases 80 to 1822 code for a protein of 580 amino acids. Gene Ontology annotation, cellular component: NSL complex; MLL1 complex; Ino80 complex. Gene Ontology annotation, biological process: positive regulation of transcription by RNA polymerase II. Gene Ontology annotation, molecular function: G-quadruplex RNA binding; protein binding. The record is from RefSeq and is a predicted model, not a curated record. Lineage: Eukaryota; Metazoa; Arthropoda; Insecta; Diptera; Drosophilidae.